Messenger RNA from Labrus bergylta (ballan wrasse), 983 nucleotides. It is a transcript of the gene nmu, whose product is annotated as neuromedin U. The record is from RefSeq and is a predicted model, not a curated record. Gene Ontology annotation, molecular function: neuromedin U receptor binding. Gene Ontology annotation, biological process: regulation of smooth muscle contraction. Lineage: Eukaryota; Metazoa; Chordata; Actinopteri; Labriformes; Labridae.
UCUCAGAACAGCAAGAAGUCGGGCGGACAGCAACAAAACAAACAGAGAAGAAGAAGAGGUAGUUGUAGUAGUAGUAGUAGUGGAAGAAGAAGAAGAAGAAGAAGAAGAAGGAUGCAAACUCAGAUCCAGUCUAUGCCGCGCGGAGCCUCCAGCAGCGCGCAGAGUGUGAGCAGCAGCAGCGGAGCCAUGAGUCCCCUCAGCCCGGCCAGCAUCACCCUCACAGCGCUCCUCAUCCUCUGCGUCCCCGUCUGCACAAGCGCUCCAGCAGAACUUUAUCAAACCACAACAGCUCAGAGGCAGCUCCUCAGCCAGAUAGACGACGUGUGUUCGUCCUACCUCUCUGCAGACCUGAAGAUGUGGGCGUCUGAUGUGUUAGGAGAGCUCUGUGUGCUGAUGCUGUUCCAGAAGUCAAAGGAGCUCAAAGUGCGAGGAAGUAAACGGGGCGAGCUUCAGGGGCCUGGAGGAAUCCAGAGCAGAGGUUACUUCCUCUAUCGGCCACGAAAUGGAAGACGAUCCUUAGAAUACGAGUAAAUAUAAAGAGUCCUCACCUCUGAAGCUGAGUGUACAGAAAACACACACACACACACACACACACACACACACACACACACACACACACACACACACACACACACACACACACACACACACACACACACACACACACACACACACACACACACACACACACUCCCUGAGACCUGAUCUGCUGCUCCACGACCGACUGAUCCGCUCCACAGAACUCUGCUGUACAGUGAUGUCUGAAUGUAUAAAACACGAUUAUUUGUCCUCAUUUUAUUUUGUGUGUGUCAUUUGCAUUAAAACUGCUCUAAUGUGUUUGUGUAAGUUUGAUUUGUUACAUUAAAUCAGGGCUUUGUCAAGAGAUUCUGGGGCCCCAUGAAAAGAUAUCACAUCGGGGCCCCUCCACCACAGCCUGAAGCCAACUCUGCCGUAUUAAUACAACCACACCUCAAUUACACAAA